Melampsora larici-populina 98AG31 is the source of this 630-nucleotide messenger RNA. RefSeq lists its product as uncharacterized. The transcript is spliced from 3 exons. The record is from RefSeq and is a predicted model, not a curated record. NCBI's taxonomy places the organism in Eukaryota, Fungi, Basidiomycota, Pucciniomycetes, Pucciniales, Melampsoraceae. Bases 1 to 630 code for a protein of 209 amino acids.
AUGAAUCUGUUUGAACCUAUCAUUGAUACAAAAAUUGUCCCUGAAAAAACAUUGAAGAAGCCUUUGGCCACCACUUCCACAGCCAAUCACUCUGCGAAGUCAAAGAUAUCAAUCUCUACACCAAACAUUGAGAAAACGAACCAAGAUCAACCUGCCGAAGAACUGGAUCUCAUUCAGUUUUUUGAUACCAAGAUAUUUGAAAUGGGAAAUCUUGUCUUUGGGCAAGACAUUUCAGUAAUCAGAAUGGAUGAACCACAUUCUUCCUCCAACAAGAAAACCGGUGUGGAUGUGUUCCAAGAGGAGGCGGCAAAGGGAACAGAGAGGUCUGCACUGAAAACUUUGGAGGAACGCUUGGCUCAUCUGGAAAGUUCCAUCAAGAACAUCAAGAGAAAGGCUAGUAACAGUCCUUUUCAAGAAGUCCAACAAUCACAAUCAAACGGUAGCUCGGUUUUCAUACACAAACUUAAAAACAUCAAUUGGCUGACUCACACCCUCUUUUCAGCUGAAGUAAUUUCUCAACAUACGGGCCUUCUUGAACAAGCCAAGAGAGAAAUAAGCAUACUUGAAGGUAAAGUUGAAUCACUGGAGGCGACCUACAGGACAACUUGGAUAUUCCUCACACCAAGAUAG